AUAAGAGCAGGCCAGAUACAAAUGACUGGGUGAAACCGCGGGUCGCACUUUUAUUUAACAGACUGCGUAGGCUUUCUAGUAGUUCCAGACACAAAAAAUUUAGUUAUUGAUCUUAUGACAUGGGUUGUUCACUUCGCCCAAGCUAGCUACUAGGGCAUUGCAACAUCAUGUGCAUGGAUAAUAAAUUGGACUCAGGUAGGCUAUAGUCUUGGAAUUACUCGCAUGUACCAUAUUAAACUAAAUUAAAAACUCGUUUUGCAGGCCACACAACUUUACCUUGGGGGCCGCAUUCUGAUUGUUUGAUUUUCUGUGCAUACCAAAUGCUCCCAAUUUGUGCAUUUUUUUUUAAUUGAAUGUGCUUAUCUGGAUAAUAUUUAAACCUAAUAUUUAUAUUUUUGAGAAAAAUAUAUAAAUUGCUUGAGUACCUAUCAUAGUUAUUAACAAAAGUUUUAAUGACUACUGGAACACCACGACAGGCAUUUUUGAAGUCUCAAACAGAAGGUGGAAAAGCAUGGAUGAGUUUUGAAGAAAGUCCGAUUCAUUCUGCACCACCUAAAGAAAUUCCUCAUUCUGUCGUUAGGCAGGAUGAAGGAUGGACUUCAUUUUCCGAGUCAGCUGUAAUAUCUGUCAAUCAAGCUGGCCCUCUUAUUGCUUCUCCUGCACCUGCCAGUUAUACUACUCAGUCACGGCCAGAUGUAAUCCCAUCAUUGCAUCAAGGAAUCCAGCCUUCAACAAGGUUGAAUGAUGAGCCUGUUUCUAGUCGAACUGGAAUUGGAUUAGAUCUUACCCACAAUGCAAGUCAAGCUCAUCCAGCAGCCAGUCACAGAAUUUCGCACCCCGGUACACAACCUCUUUUAAUUACGCAUGGGCCUGGUAGUACAAUUAGUCAUAUUCUGAGAAAUCAAUCUUCUGACAACGAUAAUGACUCUUCGUUUUUAACGGACAGCCAUGAUAAAAUGGCUAACUUAGCUGGCAAUGACGAAGUUGUAGACUCUCACAAUAAAAUAAAUUCUUCACAGCAAAAACAUAUUGAAAGCCACCAGUCCUUGCAAAAACGCCCUUCUGGUGAUGCAUACUAUGCUACUGACAGCAGAAGAACUGAAAAUGUUACGCAUGAUCCUUGGUAUGUCACAGAAGAACAAGGAUUUUAUUACAGAAAUCAAUUUGAAUCGAUGCAACCUCAACUUCAUGGUAAAAUAGAUGGUCAAACUGCCCGUAAUUUCUUCACAAAAUCAAGACUUCCAAUCCCAGAACUUUCUCAUAUCUGGGAAUUGUGUGACAUGGACCAAGAUGGUCAUUUAACACUUCUUGAGUUUUGCGCAGCUUUCCAUCUUGUAGUUGCGCGCAAAAAUGGAUAUGAACUGCCAGCUAUCUUGCCUAAGACCUUGUUACCCCCUUUAAUGAAAAUGUGUGGCAUUGGAGAAGUAAAUCAAUCUUUUAGUAACAUGAAUGUAAUCUCAACAGAUACACCUGAUGCUAAAAGAACGUCCGAAAUAAAACCUACUGAAAGGCCAUUGUAUGAAUCGGUUGAUGGUGAAAAGUUACAACCAACUCAAGCGCCUAUGAAACCUGUGAAAAAUCUUGCGGAAAAGCCGGGAAUUCAGCCCCAAAUAACUCAUGUAAAACAAGCAGAUAGCAAAACUCACUGGAAUCUUGAAAAAUGGGAAACAUUCAGUGACCGAACUUCAAGUUCAACGAAUCUUGCAAAUUUUGACCAAUCAUUAGAUCAUGCUGAUAACUCGGGUAUAGUUCACCCAGUAGCACUUAGAGUCACCCCUUCAAAACACGAAAUGCACACUGCAAAAAUGAGCUCAAAAGUCUCAUCUAAAAGUACUGAUGAUGAAGAUCAUCUUGCACAAGGUCUGGUAGUUCCACCCUCGCACAAAUCAUUAACAAAUCCUUAUGGUUCAUUGAAGAAUGAUACAUCAGAACCUGAUAGUCAUGCCAGUCCCAGAAGGCGUUCGUCUUCUAAUUCAUCACAUUCAUCAACAGGGACCAGUGAUAGGUCACUCACCGAAACUGAUAAAAAACCAACACGCAACCCAUCAUCUGAUCAAGAAUACCAAAGUGAUUGGUCAUCUCGGCCUCUUCAACCUAGAUCUGGCUCAGAUUCUUCAAUGGAAAGUUCAUCGAUGGAAACAAGUGUAAUAUUGCGAGAUAAUAUUAACAUUGCUCCAACUCCGCCACCAAGACCAACACAACUAGCACGAGAAGCAGCACAUACUAAAGUUUUAUCAGAUUCCACAAAAACUCAAGUUCCUGGUCCAACUCCACCUCCGAGACCUCACACUCAACAGCAACCAAUUGUUACAGAAUCUGCAGCCUCUCAGUCGGAAGAAUUUGCUGAUUUUAGUCAAUUUGAAAAUAGUCGACAAGUUGAGGAAUCAGUUUCACCUAAUCGUCAUUCCCCAGCAUCUGCAACUGCUCAUUCUAAUAAGCAAGAAGGUAAAGAUACUGAGACUCCGAACACAAAGCCCACCCCUGCACCAAGGCACAGUCAGGUUGAAAAACAAAGCAGGGCAAAAGAUGAAAAAUCUCCGGAAAAGGCAACAAAUAAAAAAGGAUAUUCCGCACCCACAAAACCACCAAGAACUCGUAUACAAAGCGCAGACUUAUCAAUCGCCCCUGAUCGUCACACAAAACUCAUGAAAUCUAACAGUGUGGCGACAGGAUCCAGUGACAUACCUAUUAUAAUAGAAAAACCACACCAAGAAGCUGAGAGAUCUAAGAAUGCACUUCAGCAAUCAAUCAGAGACCUGAAACUUCAUAAUAGUAAGCUGACAAAACUUAACGCAGACUUACAACAGGAACUUAAGGAUGUUAUGCAGUCACGUAUCACCGUUGAAAUGUCCAUACACCAACUCAGACCAUUUUCACAGUAAAGAUUUAUUUAUGACAGAUAACUAUUCACAUGCAUAUUGGUACAGUUUUUGAGAGAUGGAGCUGUCCACUUUAAUCUGACGAGUAGCAUAGGCGUAUCUGUUUACCAUGCCAAUGUGUUAGAGCCUAGAGGUGUCUGAUAUUUGGUAUAAUUUGGUACUAUUUCAUAAAGUUAUUAUUUGAAAACUAUUCACGUCGGAUGCUAAGAUUGCUUAUUAAAUUGGGAUGUUUGGAAAUAAUUUUUUUUACAAAAAAAGCAUGCAAUGUUGUACUAUUCAUAUUUAGGUAUUCUUGGAGGAAAAAGGGUGUUUGUGAAAGAAACCCUUUUUCAUAUUUGCUUCCUUGUGAAAAUUACCUUAAACUCGUGUCUGAUUGAAUUCAUGACUAUUCUACAUUGUCCGUAAAUGGUGAAUACACACAUUACUAGGCGGAUUUAUCAGAAAAAUUCAAAUCGAGCUUGAUUGAUAUUGAACUAAAGAUAUAUUUGUUAAUAAUUUUGAUGAAAAUGCUUAUUGAUAUAAUUCAUAUGCUGUUUUGAUUUAAUUUUCCUACACCCAACUAAUUUGUAAUUAUUUAAUCCAAAGAGGAUUCAUUCUAGUUCUAAAAUAAAAGUUCAAUAAAAAACAUUAUAGGCUUAUUUAUACUUGUUGUAAAGUUCUUCAUUAAUUACUGUCCUGAAGAAAUUAUAUUAAUAAGCAUCAGUGCUUAUGUUUGAAAUAUCUAUCGCAGUAUAGACAAACAUUAUGAUAUCUAUGAAGCAGUGAACUACAGUUCCCUAAUAACUUAUGACUGGAUAUUAUUCUGUUCUGUGACAUUUAAUUUGGUUGUCUUAUGUUAGUGAAACUACGGUACUUUACUUUUAUGUCUAUGUUUGGUAUAUUUGUCAGAAAUGCAAUACCGGUACCCAUUUACCCCAGCCUGAUUUCCAACGGCAACAAUCGUAGCGUUCAAAAUUAAUGUAAAUUAUACAACGAAAUUUUCAACAUAAGUCAUACUGCAUCUAUUUACCAUUAUGGAAAUACUUGAAUUCCGCUAUAAGUUUACUAAUAUUGAUGGUUUUUUGAAGAUAUAAACUAUGAAUGAAUCUGUAUUUUCAUAUAUGUAUAUAGUUGCAAAUGCAGUUUACAUUAAAUAAUGCUUGGGUAUGUUCUUACUUUUUCUCUUAGUCUGCUGUUGUACUUUUAUGCUGCUGAGCUGGAUUCUAAUUCCAGGUACCAUUACAUUUGAACCCACGACGAUUGCACCGGCAUACUAUUGCACCUAUGGAAAUUUUUGUUGUUUUACGGAUAUUUGAACUCAUACUAACCCUAACCCAUGGGUUUAGCACCCGCAUAUAGAUUGAACCCGCGAAUAUACACAUGGGUUCAAAUGUACGUGGGUUCAAAUGUACGGUCACCCUAAUUCCAUAUUACUUGGUGUCAACCCAACCCAUCAGUUUCAAAAUAUAUGGUACUGGUAGGUUUGCCUUGUCAAUAUUUGUGUCCACAAGUCAACAUCCUUUCAAUUUCUUCCUCGUAAAUUCAAUCUUGUCAUGAAUGUUGUUGGUAUAUUCAUUUCCACCUAUUUUUCAAAGUUAAGUUUAUAAUAAGUUCUAAACAAUAUAUUUCACUUUUGUGUUGAUUACUUUCUUACUGACAUUGUUUAUUACCUUCCUUUAGAAAAACAUUGUUGACAAACACUACUAUGUUUGAUGAUGGUGUGUUCAUCAGUAAUUCAUAUUUGGAAAUGUAUAGUUAAGACAAAUAUUUUUAUUAACAUUUUCUACCAGUUCGUUCGUUCAAUUUAAUUUGAGUUACCCUUGUUCCCCAUAACCUGGAAAUACACCAAUCAUCAUCACAUUUUCUGGAUUCGCAUGUUAAAUUUUUUGUCCAUUGUUCAGUUCUAGUUUUGCGAUCCCACUCAAUCGCACCUGUGUUUGGCUGUUAUAUAUUUUCUCUAUAUUAAUGUCGCAAGUUUUAAGUUUUGCUUCUACACGGUAUUUAUAAUACCUUGCUAUUCUAUGUCUUUUUUGUAAUAACUUGUAACAUGCAUGUGAUAUUAGCAUUAUCAGACAAAUAAUUUGACUGACUUUGGUUCAAAUUUUAUUGGCUUAUUGUAUCGCAUAUUGUGUGGCACUGCUCUUAUGUAUGACAGAGAAACAGAUAAUUUCGCAUUACAAUCCUUUUUCUGAGAAGUGUUGACCUACAUACCCGAUUUUGUAGCAAACUGCUUGUGUACUUUUUGAGCAUAGUUAUUUUUUCUUUACCAUUACCCUAUUGUUAAAUGGUGCAUGUGCGUCUUUUCAAUGUGCCAAUUACAACUAUUUACAUCAUAUUUUUGGUGACUUUGUGCAUAAUUAUCUACAGUAUAAUAUUAUGUGAACCUAUUUUAUUGUUUUCUAUACAG
Molecule: messenger RNA, 5265 nt
Organism: Styela clava
Lineage: Eukaryota; Metazoa; Chordata; Ascidiacea; Stolidobranchia; Styelidae
Product: ralBP1-associated Eps domain-containing protein 1-like
Biological process (GO): endocytosis; endosomal transport
Cellular component (GO): plasma membrane; cytoplasm
Molecular function (GO): calcium ion binding; protein binding
Source: RefSeq, a predicted model, not a curated record